Sphenostylis stenocarpa is the source of this 2145-nucleotide messenger RNA. The record is from the annotation of a GenBank genome assembly. NCBI's taxonomy places the organism in Eukaryota, Viridiplantae, Streptophyta, Magnoliopsida, Fabales, Fabaceae.
AUGGCUUUGAGGCUUUUGAUAUCGCAGGUUGCAAGACGACAAUCCAAAUUUAGACAGAUUCAAAGUGUGUUUGCUACAAGCUAUUCUUCUGUCAAUAAGUUUGGAGAUCGUGCAGGGAAUAGGCUUUUGGGUGCCCAAGAGAGAUUUCAGUCUAGCUACCUUGGCAGUAUUGCUCGUCGAGCACGUGAUGCAGAUGAAGCCGCUGAAGUUGCUUAUCUCAAAGAACUUUUCCAUCAGAAUGAUCCUGAGGCUGUGAUUAGAGUAUUUGAAAGUCAACCAUCUCUGCAUAAUAGUCCCUCAGCUCUUUCUGAAUACGUAAAAGCAUUGGUGAAAGUUGAUAGGCUUGAUGAAAGUGAAUUACUGAAGACAUUAAGGAGAGGCAUGUCUAAUUCAGUGAGUGAGGAAGAAACUGUAGCUGGUCUUUCUGCUUUAAGAAAUCUAGGAAAGUCGACUAAAGACAACACUAUUGGCACUGCUAGUAAUCCAAUCCAUAUGGUGGCUAGAGAAGGUGCGAGUAUAAAAGAUCAGCUAUGGCGUACACUAAGGUCCAUUGUAGUGGUGUUUUUCUUGGUUUCUGGUGUAGGAGCACUCGCUGAAGAUAAAGGAAUUAGUAAAGGACUUGGUAUAAAUGAAGAAGUGCAACCCAGCAUAGAAUCAAGCACAAAGUUUAGUGAUGUAAAAGGUGUUGAUGAGGCAAAGGAUGAGCUGGAAGAAAUUGUUCAGUACCUUCGAGAUCCUAAGCGCUUUACUCGUCUUGGUGGUAAGCUUCCAAAAGGAGUUUUGCUAAUUGGUCCACCUGGUACAGGAAAAACAAUGUUGGCUAGAGCUAUUGCUGGUGAAGCUGGAGUUCCAUUCUUCUCCUGCAGUGGAAGUGAAUUUGAAGAGAUGUAUGUUGGCGUUGGUGCCCGAAGGAUGAGGGAUCUUUUUUCUGCUGCAAGGAAGCGAGCACCUUCUAUAAUAUUCAUUGAUGAGAUAGAUGCUAUUGGAGGAAGACGACAUGCAAAGGACCAAAUGCACAUGAGGAUGACAUUAAAUCAGUUACUGGUUGAGCUAGAUGGAUUUAAGCAAAAUGAGGGCAUAAUUGUGAUUAGUGCUACUAAUUUUCCAAAAUCAUUGGAUAAGGCGUUGGUGAGACCUGGGCGGUUUGACCGCCAUGUUAUUGUUCCCUAUCCGGAUGUAAAAGGAAGACAGCAGAUUUUAGAAUCACACAUGUCAAAGGUUUUGAAGGCUGAUGAUGUUGAUCUAAUGAUUCUUGCUCGAGCAACACCUGGUUUCUCUGGUGCUGACCUUGCAAACGUGGUUAACAUGGCUGCUAUCAAGGCAGCUAUUGAUGGUGCUAAAGCUGUUACCAUGGCCGAUAUAGAGCAUGCAAUAGACAAGGUUCUGAUGGGAAGUGAACGCAAGUCAGCUCUCAUAUCUGAGGAGUCACGAAAGAGGACUGCUUUCCAUGAGGGUGGUCAUGCCCUUGUUGCCAUUCACACUGAUGGGGCCAAUCCUGUUCAUAAGGCAACUAUUGUUCCCCGUGGUUCAGCUCUCGGCAUGGUUACUCAGUUACCCGAUAAGGAUGAGACCAGCAUUUCCCGUAAACAGAUGCUUGCCCGGCUCGAUGUUUGCAUGGGAGGCCGGGUUGCCGAAGAGCUAAUUUUUGGAGAAAAUGAGGUCAGUUCUGGUGCAUCCUCAGAUAUCAGCCAAGCAACUAAGUUAGCAAGGCAAAUGGUUACCAAAUAUGGCAUGGGCAAUGAAGUUGGACUAGUUUCUCAUGAUUACAAAGAUGAUGGGAGGAGCAUGAGCUCAGAGACAAGGCUUCUCAUUGAGAAAGAGGUGAAGCAAUACCUGGAUAGGGCUUACAUCAAUGCAAAAGCCAUUCUGACCACUCACAACAAGGAGCUUAAUGCACUUGCAAAUGCUCUUUUGGAGCACGAGACCCUCACAGGAACUCAGAUAAAGACAUUGCUUACCCAAGUUAGAUCUCAGAUACAGCAGCCGCAGCCACAAACAGUUGAAUCUCAGAGCAGUUCACAACUAAGCACGGUGCCUCCAUCAUCCAGCAACCCGGCCUCUGCUGCUGCUGCGGCUGCUGCCACAGCCGCAGCUACAGCUACUGCUGCUGCUGCCAAAGCUAAAAGUGCUCCAGUUGGAUCGUAG